AACAAAAAUCAUACACAUUAGUUUUAUUCCUUAAAGAUGAUGAGACCUGCUCUUGCAUUAUUGCCUCUCUUGCUUCUCUUGAUCGUAGGUAUUGUUGAAUCAAGAAUAGAUUUAGGAGAAUAUCGGAAGGUAGUAGUGAAAAAACAAAACAUGGUGGAAGAAAUUCAAGAACUCCUUGACGCAAACACUAAACAUAAUUUUAAGACUCUGAAACAAUCUUUUGAUGGUAAGGAAAAGAAGAAAGCUCUCAAAGAUUUUGAACCAAGACCUAACCUUUCAUCUUAUGGAGAAAAUGACAUUGAUGAUAAGGAAAAUAAAGGAUCCAUUGAAGAUUUCGAGCCAAAACCUAAUGUUUCAUCUUAUGGAGAAAAUGACAUUGAUGCUAAGGAAAAGAAAGGAGCCAUUGAGAAUUUUGAACCUAGACCUAACCUUUCAUCUUAUGGAGAAAAUGACAUUGAUGAUAAGGAAAAUAAGGGACCCAUUGAAGAUUUUGAACCAAGACCUAACCUUUCAUCUUAUGGAGAAAAUAAAAUUGAUGCUAAGGAAAAGAAAGGAGCCAUUGAAGAUUUUGAACCAAGACCUAACCUUUCAUCGUAUGGAGAAAAUAACAUUGAUGAUAAGGAAAAUAAGGGACCCAUUGAAGAUUUCGAACCAAGACCUAACCUUUCAUCUUAUGGAGAAAAUGACAUUGAUGAUAAGGAAAAGAAAGGAGUCAUUGAAGAUUUUGAACCAAGACCUAACGUUUCAUCUUACGGAGAAAAUGACAUUGAUGAUAAGGAAAAUAAGGGACCCAUUGAAGAUUUUGAACCAAGACCUAACCUUUCAUCUUAUGGGGAAAAUGACAUUGAUGCUAAGGAAAAGAAGAGAGACGCCAUUGAAGAUUUUGAACCAAGACCUAACCUUUCAUCUUAUGCGGAAAAUGAAAUUCAUGCUAAGAAAAGGAAGGGAGCCAUUGAAGAUUUCGAACCAAAACCGGUUGUAUCAGCUUAUGGAGACAAUAACAUUGAUGCUGAGGAAAAGAAUAAAGCAUUCAAAGAUUUUGAACCAAGGCCAAAUGUUUCUGCUUAUGAGAACAAUGACAUUGAUGUUGAAUACACUAAGGAUUUUGAGCCAAGACCAAGUUUGACUAAAGAUGAUGCAUAAAUAUAAUAUAAUGCAACUUCUAUCUAUGAUGGGGUAUAUUUAAAUAAGUCGAUGUUGCUUCAUGUUCAGUGAUUACUAAGUAUGUAUUAUGUUUUUAUGCACUUAAUGUUUUUGAAUAGUUGUUGUAUUCUUGUAUGUUGAAGAGAUUGUUAGUGAAAAUU
This is a messenger RNA of Vicia villosa (hairy vetch), 1304 nucleotides long. Its product is annotated as stress protein DDR48-like. NCBI's taxonomy places the organism in Eukaryota, Viridiplantae, Streptophyta, Magnoliopsida, Fabales, Fabaceae. Bases 37 to 1143 code for a protein of 368 amino acids. The transcript is spliced from 2 exons. The record is from RefSeq and is a predicted model, not a curated record.